CACAAAGUCAUAGCUUCCUGUCCGCACUUCCUGCCACAUACCGAGCUGAAGUUUUUAGCUCGCUGUUGCGCACAUGUCGACCUAAAUGCAGAAAACGGCUUUUAUUUAUGCCUCCGAUGCUCCACUCGGCGCACAAAACCCGACUCGAAUGCUUUGCUGAUCCAAGUCAUCAUCAUCUCCAUUCACCAUCAAGUCUGUGUGCAGAAACUCGCUUUCUCGGAUGCCUGUAGCUAGUAACACCUCCUUGAGCUCAACUAUAACGACAGAGGCGACUCCAUCCCUCACCUCCUCGGACGCUGUCGUCUACGACGAGUAUGACAUCAAUGACCCUCCUCCUCGUCCUGGACCGUCCUGGACACGUUUUAUCUGCGUCUCUGAUACUCAUUCGCACAUCUAUCCGGUGCCGCCUGGUGAUGUCCUUUUGCAUGCGGGAGACCUGAGUAGACGGGGCAAGUUCAGGCAUCUGCGAGUCACGAUCGAGUGGCUUAAAAGCUUGCCUCAUCCUGUCAAGAUAAUGAUCGCGGGAAAUCAUGAUCUCUGCUUGGACAAUGAUUGGAGAGAGGGCGGUUUGUUGGCUAGUGCCGUAGGCGAGCGUAUACGUAUAAAGGACACUGUCGCGGCACAGACGCUUGUUCGGAGCGAAGAGCUCCGUCAAGCGGGAAUCUACUAUCUAGAGUUUGAAUCAGUCGGCGUUACGACACCAAAUGGGAGGACAUGGAGUGUAUAUGGUUCGCCGGCCGCCCCGCGCUAUGCAUUGGGCGCAUUCCAAUACGAGUAUGGGGAGGGCGCAGAAGUCUAUGCGCGAAUCCCGCCCAGCACCGAGAUCCUCCUCACGCAUACACCGCCCUUUGGCUUAUGUGAUCGGACAAGGAAGGGCAAGAUCGCCGGAUGCAAGGACCUCGCCGCGCGCCUGCAGAGCUCAGAUCUCCAGCGGUGUCGCCUGCACGUGUUCGGACAUAUUCAUGAAUCUCAUGGCGCUGUUUUGUCUGGUGGAGAGGCGGGUAUGCCGAGUCGAGUAAGUGUGAAUGCGGCCCUGGCGUAUGGCGGUGAGGCUAUCAUUGUAGAUUUGAAGAAUUAAUACUUUUCGGACAUUUGGACGUGAUUCAUCCAGUACGAUAGCACUUCACGAGCAAUCUAAUUGUCAAUUGAGUAGGAAGAGAAAGUAACAACCAUUUGAAUGUCUGCAGAUAUGCAUCAAUGAAAUAUAAC
Molecule: messenger RNA, 1209 nt
Organism: Laetiporus sulphureus 93-53
Lineage: Eukaryota; Fungi; Basidiomycota; Agaricomycetes; Polyporales; Laetiporaceae
Product: Metallo-dependent phosphatase
Exons: 5
Coding region: 221-1078 (285 amino acids)
Molecular function (GO): hydrolase activity
Source: RefSeq, a predicted model, not a curated record